Messenger RNA from Apis laboriosa (Himalayan honeybee), 1201 nucleotides. RefSeq lists its product as uncharacterized. The record is from RefSeq and is a predicted model, not a curated record. The transcript is spliced from 6 exons. Bases 184 to 1020 code for a protein of 278 amino acids. NCBI's taxonomy places the organism in Eukaryota, Metazoa, Arthropoda, Insecta, Hymenoptera, Apidae.
UAUUGGUAAUCAAAUUGGUUUCACUGGCCUCAUACACUGGUCUACUUGUCGCAAGUGAACAUGGUGAAUUAGAGGAAAUCGAAAAUGAACGAUGCUGUGAACUCGUGAUCAAGUAUUUUGUGCGUAAAAAAUUAAUCAAACGAUAAAAAAAUAUCUUCGAUUUACGAAUGAAUAAAAUUUAUUAUGAAGAUUUAUAUAUUUAUUCAUAGUCUCGUAACGACUGUUUCAUCGGUGAUAAGUUUCAAGAAAGAUUUAUUAUUAGCAUCCGAUGUCAAAUCAUGGAUUACAGAUCACAAUUUUACAGAAAUCAUCAACUUAUCGUUUUCCUUUUCUAAAUGUUGUAACAUUCUUUUAAGCGAUUCAACGGAAGAUUCGCAUAUAUUUUUCGAUCGAUUCAGAACCGUUUAUCCUUACGAUUAUUUCUUGAAACGGAACACGAACGAGUACGAGCAAGAAUGUGACGGAUACCUUUUGCUAGGAUCGUGUGAUGACGAAAUUAUGGAAUUUAUGAGAAAAAUACCAUCGUUAGUGUGGAACACGGAAAUUCUAAUCAUUGUGAAUAAUGAUAUUUCUAACGACUCUAACAUUCUUGAUAAUUCCAUUUAUGGAAUUGCAAGUGUAAAUAUUAUUUCUAUGUCGGGUAUAUGGAAAUUAUCUGACAAUUAUUUGAACCCGCGAGUAUUUGCCAAACUUGAUAAAUACGAAGAGAUAAAGAUCGACGAGAAUAUUAAUUUUCACGGACAAGAAUUACAAGUUUGCAGCAUUUAUAAUCCUCCCAUGACUUACUUGAAUCAUACAAUUCGAAAAACGAUCAAUGGUUUCGAAGCUGAAGUGUACGCAAUGGACAACGAUUUGGACUGGGACGGUAUCGAAAUGAAAUUGUUCUUAAUAAUGGCGGAAAAAUUAAAUUUUACGUGGACCAUAAGAAAACCAGAGGGAAAUUACACAUACGGAAAACGAUUCAACGAAACAUAUUGGAUUGGCGGUAUGAUACAAAUGUUAAUCGAUCAAAAGGUAUAACCUAAUUUUUUUCACCAAGAAUAAAUUAAAGAGAGAUUAUUCGCAUUACACCCUUCGUCAUCCCCGUUUCAUCCCAAGGUGGAUAUCGCGUUUGCUAGCAUUUGGGUGACAUUGGAUCAGAAUAAAUUCGUUACAUUUUCGAUACCUUGGUACGAUGUGUAUCUCCAUUUCUUGGUGCCGC